CAGAGCCGCCGCCGCCGGAGGAGCCGGUUCCAUGCCCGCUGGAGCCUCCUCGUGCCGCCGCCGCCCCCGCUCGCCCCGCCAUGGACGUUCGCUUCUACCCCUCGGCGCCCAGCGCGGUGGCCUCGCUGCCCGGGGCCGAGCCCGGCUGCCUGGGCCCCCUGGACUAUUACCACUGCAACAAGUUUGACGGGGAGAACAUGUAUAUGGGAAUGAAUGACAAUAAUCAGGAGUUCCUAUCAGCGAAUCAGACGUAUAAUGGUCAGAAUGAGAAUAAUGAAGACUAUGAAAUCCCUCCUAUAACUCCUCCUAACCUCCCGGAGCCCUCGCUUCUUCACUUGGUGGAUCAUGAAACUGGGUAUCAUUCACUGUGCCACGGCCUCCCUCCAAAUAGCCUGAUACCAGCAUAUUCCUAUCAGAACAUGGACCUUCCAGCCAUCAUGGUGUCUAAUAUGUUGAGUCAGGAUGGGCAUCUGCUCUCCAGCCAACUACCUACGAUCCAGGAGAUGGUCCACUCAGACGCCACUUCCUAUGAUUCCAACCGUCAAGUCCCCCUGAUCAAUCGACCAGGGAUGUUAGCCGGUCACAUGAGUGCCCUCAGCCAGUCACAGCUGAUUUCUCAGAUGGGUAUGAGGAGCGGUGUUACCCAUGGUUCCCCAUCACCCCCAGGAAGUAAAUCUGCUACACCAUCUCCCUCCAGUUCUACUCAGGAAGAGGAGACAGAAUCACAUUAUAAGGUUUCUGGAGAGAAGAGACCAUCAACAGACCUGGGCAAGAAACCCAAAAGCCAAAAGAAGAAGAAAAAGAAGGACCCCAACGAGCCCCAGAAGCCUGUGUCAGCUUAUGCCCUGUUUUUCAGAGACACGCAAGCAGCUAUCAAAGGGCAAAACCCAAAUGCUACAUUCGGAGAUGUUUCAAAAAUUGUUGCAUCGAUGUGGGAUAGUUUGGGAGAAGAACAAAAGCAGGCAUAUAAGAGGAAAACAGAAGCCGCGAAGAAGGAGUAUCUAAAGGCUCUGGCAGCCUACAGGGCCAGCUUGGUUUCCAAGGGCUCUGCCGAUCAGGGUGAGACGAAAAGCGCCCAACCCAACCAACCUUCCAAAAUGAUACCACCAAAACAGCCCAUGUAUACGAUGCCACCACAGGCCUCAUCGCCUUAUCCUGGCUUAGGCUCAUUCCUGUCCCCAUCAGAUCUGCAGAGUUACCGGGGACACCCUCACCCCAGCCUCUCCCGAACCCUCAGUUCCAAACCCAUGUUGCCCAGCAUCAGUGCCUCGCCACCUCCUUCUUUCCAAAUCAGCCCUCCUCUCCAUCAGCAGCUGUCUUUGCAUCACCCACAGAGCUCCCUCCUCAACCAGUCACUCAGCAUGCAGCAGGUCCCACAGCAAUCCAUCUUGUCUCCUUCCAUGGCACUACAGGUACAGCCCCCAAUGAACGCUUCACCUCCAGGGCAGCAGGACUUUUCACAUAUUUCAUCUGAGUUUCAAAACAGUGUUGGACCCCGGUCACCUGGUGCAUCAAACCCCCCAGGAAAUACCGACUGGGACAAUGAUUACUCUAGCAGAGAGUGUGGAAUUAACCACUGCAGCAUGCUGCCAAGGGACAAGUCACUCUACCUCACCUAAACCCACCAUCUCUUUCCAAUAAGGCUCAAAGGAAGGACACUUGAGAGGGUCUAUAAUACGGACCACCCAGAGGGGCGUCACGCAAGUCAUACAGACGAGAGAGCUGAGCUAACACGUCUCGUUGCUGGCUUCAUUUCCAGGCUCUAAGAGCAGUUUUCUUUUAUUAUUUUGAACUCUAAAGUCUACUUUUCGUGGAAGCCCAAACCUCAUAAAUCAUGAAGAACAAAAAACAAAAAAAAACAAAAACAAAAAAAAACAAACAAAAAAAAAAUAAGAACAUGGUUUAUCUGCUUGCCAUCAGCUUAGCUAUGGACUGUUUUCCUAGUGAACUGCUUUUAGACGCAGAGUAGGCCCAGGUCUGGUGUCCUACUGCAUUAGGCCGGCUCAGUAGGAGGAUGCACUCUUUGACUUGCUAACAGCACUAAACUUUGUGCAGGAAAAUGUGAAGUUUGUGUGAAUAUUGUACAUGCAAAGGCCUUGGAUGUCUGGCAAGAAAAAAAAAAGUAAAAACUAUUCCUAGAUGGGUGGGUGGAAAGAGCAGCUGGCAAAAUAUGAAAGGAAAAAAUGUGAAAAAGAUCAUGAAAAAAUAUAAUUUGUUGGAUAGUUGUAAGUAGUUUACUAAGUGUUUUAGAACUGUGCUAAAGACAUCUUUAAGAUUUUUUUGUGGAAAAAAAUUAGUAGUUUACUUUAUAGUAAAAGCAUUUUAUAUUAAUUGUAGCACAUUUUUUAGUUAUACAUAGAAGGGAGAUGUGUAUAAAAAAACAAAAACAAAAAAAAGCCUGCCAAACUUGUUUCUAUUAUUUGUACAGCAAGAAAUGGACAAUUUAUAUCCAUGUUGUAUGGCAUUAUUAUAUUUUUUUCAGCCAUAUGUCCAUCUAUUUAAAAUUGCUGACAAUGAUUUUUGUCUAUUUAUGAAGAAUUAGAAAGCAGAAUUACAAUUUAUCAUAAGGUGCGUUUUUGGGGGUUUUUUAAUUUUUUUUGAUGGUGCUGUUUUCUCAGCACCCAGCACAUUCAGUUCACAAUGCUUAUCUUACCUUUCUUUAUAAUAAAACAUAUGAAAAGUAGAAAUGAA
Molecule: messenger RNA, 2691 nt
Organism: Malaclemys terrapin pileata
Lineage: Eukaryota; Metazoa; Chordata; Testudines; Emydidae
Gene: TOX2
Product: TOX high mobility group box family member 2
Exons: 9
Coding region: 81-1619 (512 amino acids)
Biological process (GO): regulation of transcription by RNA polymerase II
Cellular component (GO): nucleus
Molecular function (GO): chromatin DNA binding
Source: RefSeq, a predicted model, not a curated record